Messenger RNA from Microplitis demolitor, 1238 nucleotides. RefSeq lists its product as uncharacterized. Lineage: Eukaryota; Metazoa; Arthropoda; Insecta; Hymenoptera; Braconidae. Bases 1 to 717 code for a protein of 238 amino acids. The transcript is spliced from 2 exons. The record is from RefSeq and is a predicted model, not a curated record.
AUGGGAAAGUGUUGUGCCGUUGAUGGUUGUCUUAGUGGCCGAAAGGCAAGUGAGCAUUUAGGAAAAGUGGCUUUAUUCAAAGCACCAAAAGAUAUUGAAAUGCUCAGCAAAUGGAGCACUGCUCUUGGCAAAGAAUUAAAAAAUACCAAUUUUAUUUGCGAAUUACAUUUUAAUCCAAACGAUGUUAUUAAAAGUAAUCAAGAGGUUCUAAAAGAUGGGAGUAUAUAUUUUUAUGAAUACGAAAAAGUUCAUUUGAAGAAGAAUGCUGUACCAAAAUCCAAUGUGACUACCAAUGAAAAUAAUUACAGCUUAUUAUCAGAUGAUGUUCGUUCAAAUACCUCUGGUAUAAUUAACGAUGAUAUGAUUGUCGACUGUAGUCUAAAUCCUAUUGAGUCUAUUGAGUCAACAAUCGUAAAUGAAAUUAUAAACGAAGUAAUUGAGCCUGACAAUAAAAAUUCUACAAACACAAAUUUUGCUAUUGGUACAAAUAUUUUGAUUAAUAGUGAUAAUUUGGUGAUCAUAAAUGAGCCCGAAAAGUUUUCGUUUCAUUCCAUAGAAAAAAUUUUAGAAGUUCAGCCACUACGUAAAAAUUGGAGUUGGACUGUGAUUAAAGAUUCAUAUAUUUCAUUAUCAUAUAUAAAUUUAAAAUUGGAAUUAGUUUGUCACGUAAAAAUUCAUAAAGAUCUUAAAGUUACGGUAAGAAGCUUCCAGGCUUAACUGAAAACAAUUAUUUGAAUGGUAUCAAAAAGUUAUUCUUACGUUACAGAUCGUGAAUGCCAAAACAAAUAUCCUUAUUGAUAUGGAUGUAAAUAUUUCGUCAAUUGAUUGUGUUUGGCAGUUAUUAAGCUCUUUAGAAAACACCUUUUUCUGCAGUGGAACUGGAUACGAUGACAAAAGGUAACCAUGAAUUUAGAUACAUUAAUUUACAAUAACUAAUGCUGUUGUUACUAAGUAAUUAAAAUCUCAAGUACCGUGUUUGACUUGUGUAAUUGAAUCUUAAUAUUUCAUUUUUAUAGAUGUUCAGUCACUUGCACAGGUAUAUUAUUGCCGGAGGAAUGAUAUAAAAGAAAAGUUGUGGAAUACAGAUGUAUUACUUGUCGAAAGUUGAGACGUUUGAUCCAAAAACGUAAGACGGAAACAACAAAUAAUAAUUUUUUAAUAACGCGGGGGCAUUUUCUAGUCAAGUGUUCUAAUAAAAGUGCUACGGAGAGAAAAGUUAAAUCUAAAAAAUCUCGAAA